Molecule: messenger RNA, 4136 nt
Organism: Momordica charantia (bitter melon)
Lineage: Eukaryota; Viridiplantae; Streptophyta; Magnoliopsida; Cucurbitales; Cucurbitaceae
Source: RefSeq, a predicted model, not a curated record
AUGGCGGAGAGAGAGAAAUUGAAGCUGGAUACGGUUAAAGGGGAGAUCACCUACAAUGGGAGCAAGUUGAACGAAUUUGUACCCCAAAAAACAUCAGCGUACAUUAGCCAAAACGAUGUCCACGUUGGAGAAAUGACCGUUAAAGAAACCCUUGAUUUCUCAGCCCGAUGUCAAGGAGUUGGCACUAGAUAUGAUCUAUUGAGCGAGCUUGCGAGAAGGGAAAAGCAAGCUGGGAUUUUACCCGAGGCUGAAGUUGACCUCUUUAUGAAGGCAAUUGCAAUGAAAGGAGUUGGAAGCAGUAUGAUUACUGACUACACCCUCAAGAUAUUAGGACUUGAUAUUUGUAAAGACACUAUAGUUGGAGAUGAGAUGCAACGUGGCAUAUCGGGAGGUCAAAAGAAGCGAAUAACUACAGGUGAGAUGAUAGUGGGCCCCACGAAAACUCUAUUUAUGGGCGAGAUAUCAACGGGUCUAGACAGCUCCACGACGUAUCAGAUAGUGAAGUGUCUACAGCAGAUCGUGCACCUCACGGAAGCUACGGUGGUCAUGUCCUUACUGCAGCCCGCUCCCGAGACGUUCGAUCUGUGUGAUGACGUCAUUCUCUUAUCGGACGGUCAGAUCGUGUAUCAGGGCCCACGUGUACACGUACUCGAUUUCUUCCGAAGCUGUGGAUUCCAGUGCCCAGACAGGAAGGGGACCGCCGAUUUCUUACAAGAGGUAACUUCCAAGAAGGACCAAGGGCAAUAUUGGGCGGACAAAAACGAGCCGUACCGCUACAUAACGGUGGCAGAAUUCGCCGGCCGAUUCAAGCGGUUUCACGUCGGCGAGAAGCUCCAAAACAACAUCUCGGUCCCGUACGACAAGUCGGCCGGGCACAGAGCCGCCCUCGUCUACGACCGCUACUCCGUCUCGAAUCUGAAGCUUCUGAAGGCGUGCACAGAAAAAGAAUGGCUCCUCAUAAAGCGGAACUCCUUCGUCCAUAUCUUCAAGAUGGUGCAACUCAUAAUAGUUGCCUUCGUCUCCUCCACCGUCUUUCUCAGGACCAAAUUGCACCACAGGAACGAAGACGAUGGCGGUAUCUACAUUGGGGCUUUGAUUUUCGCCAUGAUCGUGAAUAUGUUCAAUGGAUUUGCAGAGCUCGCAUUGACCAUUGCGAGGCUGCCGGUGUUUUUCAAGCAGAGAGACCUUCUUUUUCACCCGGCUUGGACUUUUACUCUGCCCACUGUUCUUCUACGCCUUCCUAUUUCUGUGCUUGAAUCUACCGUGUGGAUGGUCAUGACUUAUUACACCAUUGGAUUUGCACCUGAAGCUUCCAGGUUUUUCAAGCAAUUCUUGUUGGUGUUUCUACUCCAACAGAUGGCUUCUGCUUUGUUUAGGUUCAUUGCUGGUUGCUGCAGGACCAUGAUAAUUGCCAACACUGGAGGCUCUCUAACUCUCUUAAUUGUGUUCAUGCUUGGAGGUUUCAUUCUUCCUCGAGGUGAAAUUCCCAAGUGGUGGAUUUGGGGCUACUGGAUUUCACCAAUGACUUAUGGUUACAAUGCCAUUAGUGUAAAUGAAAUGUUUGCUCCCCGAUGGAUGAACAGGCUGGCUUCCGACAACAACACCCCGUUGGGUUUGGCUGUGCUCAAGAACUUUGAUAUUUUCCAAGAGAGAAACUGGUUUUGGAUUGGAGCUGGAGCUCUUUUGGGAUUCACAAUCCUCUUCAAUGUCCUUUUCACGUUUUCACUUAUGUACUUAAAUCCUUUUGGGAGGCCACAAACAAUAGUAUCUGUAGAACCAACAGAAGAGACGAAGGUUGAGCAAGAAGUAAAAGAACCAAAUGUGAGAGAACCAGAUUCAAUGACUAGAUCAUUAUCUUCUUCUGAUGGGAACAACACAACUACCAUCUUUUCCCCAUCAAUUUGCUCAUUAAAAACAAUCUACACAUGAGAAAUAACUAGUUGGCGAAUUAGUGGAAGUUCUACUGGCAACAGUGUCAAUCCCAAGAGCGGAAUGGUUCUCCCAUUCACUCCUCUUGCAAUGUCCUUUGAUAGUGUAAAUUACUAUGUUGACAUGCCCUCUGAAAUGAAGAACCAAGGAGUCAAAGAUGAUAGACUCCAACUACUUCGUGAAGUAACUGGUGCCUUUAGGCCUGGUGUUCUAACUGCAUUGAUGGGAGUUAGUGGGGCUGGAAAGACAACUUUGAUGGACGUUUUAGCUGGAAGGAAAACAGGUGGUUAUAUUGAAGGUGAUAUCAAAAUCUCAGGAUUUCCCAAGAAACAAGAAACUUUCGCUAGAAUUUCUGGAUAUUGCGAACAAACUGACAUCCACUCUCCUCAAGUUACUGUUCGAGAAUCCUUAAUUUACUCUGCUUCCCUAAGGCUCCCUAGAGAAGUUAGCACCAAAGAAAAAAUGGUUUUUGUGGAUGAAGUGAUGGAACUGGUGGAGCUCAAGAAUCUAAGUGAUGCCGUUGUAGGGAUUCCUGGAGUAACAGGGUUGUCUACAGAGCAGAGAAAGAGGUUAACAAUUGCAGUGGAGCUUGUUGCUAAUCCUUCAAUAAUUUUUAUGGAUGAACCAACUUCAGGUCUUGAUGCAAGAGCAGCUGCAAUUGUGAUGAGAACGGUUAGAAAUACAGUGGAUACUGGUAGAACUGUUGUUUGCACAAUUCACCAACCUAGCAUUGAUAUAUUCGAAGCCUUUGAUGAGCUACUUUUAAUGAAAAGAGGAGGACAGGUGAUCUACUUAGGACCUCUGGGUCGAAACUCUCAGAAGCUAAUUGAAUAUUUUGAGGCUGCUCCCGGAGUGCCAAAAAUUAAAGAAAAGUACAAUCCAGCAGCCUGGAUGCUGGAGGUAAGCUCAAUAGCAGCUGAACUUCAGCUUAAAAUUGACUUUGCUGAACAUUACAGGGCAUCAUCCUUAUAUCAGCAAAAUAAGGCAUUAGUGAAAGAGUUAAGCACACCACCAUCAGGAUCAACAGACCUCUAUUUUGCCACUCAAUACUCUCAAUCCACGUGGGGGCAGUUCAAAUCCUGCUUGUGGAAGCAGUCAUGGACCUACUGGAGAAGUCCUGAUUAUAACCUCGUUAGAUUCCUUUUCACUUUGGUUGCUGCCCUUAUGUUGGGAACCAUUUUCUGGAAAGUUAGCUCCAAAAUGGAAGGCGCAAGUGAUCUAAACGUGAUUAUUGGAGCAAUGUAUUCUUCUGUCUUGUUUAUUGGAGUGAACAAUUGCUCUACAGUACAGCCAGUAGUUGCUACCGAAAGAACCGUAUUUUAUCGAGAAAGGGCGGCGGGGAUGUAUUCUGCAUUACCAUAUGCCCUUGCACAGGUGAUUAUUGAAAUACCAUAUGUGUUUUUCCAGACGGUUUAUUAUACACUUAUUGUAUAUGCUAUGGUUGACUUUCAAUGGACAGCGGCAAAAUAUUUCUGGUUCUUCUUUAUCAACUUCUUUACAUUCCUUUACUUUACUUAUUAUGGUAUGAUGACAGUUUCUGUCACACCAAACCAUCAAGUAGCCUCCAUUUUGGCAGCCGCUUUCUAUUUGCUCUUCAAUCUUUUCUCCGGCUUCUUCAUCCCAAGACCUAAAAUCCCAAAAUGGUGGAUAUGGUAUUACUGGAUCUGCCCAGUGGCGUGGACUGUAUAUGGGCUGAUUGUGUCCCAAUACAGGGAUAUAGAGACUCUUAUCAAAGUGCCUGAAGCAGAGGACACAACAAUCAAGUCCUAUAUAAAACACCAUUAUGGGUACCACCCUGAUUUCAUGGGUCCAGUGGCUGCAGUUUUGGUUGGCUUCACAGUCUUAUUUGCCCUUAUAUUUGCACGCUGCAUUAAGACCUUGAAUUUCCAAACCAGAUAGGUACCAUACAAACCACCUACAUUUGCUCUCUUAUGGUCUGAAUUAGUAUUAGGAAUUAGUUUAUGGUGUUGUGAUAUAGCUAAAAUAGGGACGAUAUGUUGUAUGGUCAUAACGAGUAAAUGGGAAAUAAUCUUCUGAUGAAAAUGGUUGAGGGGUUGGGAUUGUAAAAAGAUGGUGCAAUUUGAAUGUGUGGGGAUGGGAAGGAACCCAUAAACCAAGUGUAGUGUAUCACAUACAUAGUUUAAGUUUCAAUUAUCUGUAACUUUGGAAAUUAUUGAUAAAAUAAUUUGAAGUUGGAUGGUAUUCUC